Messenger RNA from Xenia sp. Carnegie-2017, 1016 nucleotides. Its product is annotated as serine/threonine-protein kinase/endoribonuclease IRE1-like. Gene Ontology annotation, molecular function: protein serine/threonine kinase activity; ATP binding; RNA endonuclease activity. NCBI's taxonomy places the organism in Eukaryota, Metazoa, Cnidaria, Anthozoa, Malacalcyonacea, Xeniidae. The record is from RefSeq and is a predicted model, not a curated record. Gene Ontology annotation, biological process: mRNA processing; IRE1-mediated unfolded protein response; protein phosphorylation. Gene Ontology annotation, cellular component: IRE1-TRAF2-ASK1 complex. Bases 1 to 933 code for a protein of 310 amino acids. The transcript has 3 exons.
AUGUCUCUUCCAGAAAUUCUCAGACAAAUUUUGCAAGGAUUAGCCGAUCUUCAUAGCGGCCCAAAUCCUAUUCUUCAUCGUGAUUUAAAGCCCACCAAUGUUCUUCGAGAUUCACAAGGCAAAUUUCUGAUAGCUGAUUUUGGCAUUAGUCGAAUAUUGAAUAAUGAUUGUACGACAUAUGAAAGCAAGCCUAACUCGGGAACUGAGUAUUGGAUUGCUCCUGAAUCAUAUUGUGAAGAUAAAGAUACAGUCGAUAAAGGACGGUACAAGAAAGAGUCUGAUGUAAUGAAUGCAGGAAUGGUAACUUAUUGUAUUGCAACAAAAGGAAAGCACCCGUUUGGAACUAAACGGCAUAGAUUGGACAAUAUGUUAAAUGGAAACCCUGUUGGUUUGGACGAAAUCAAGGAUGAAGCACUGAAAGACCUUCUAUCGUGGAUGUUAAAUCGACAACCAGAAAACAGACAAUCGGCUACUGUGGCGUUAAAACACCCAUUUCUUAUGUCAGAUGACGAGAAAUUUGACUUAUUAUGUAAAGUUGGAAAUCUUCAGCAGAUUAAGACAAAUGAUCCACUGUGUAGUGUCGUUCAACAAUUGAAUAGUGAAUCCUCAGAUUGGAAAAGUAAAAUAGACAGUGAUAUUUAUGAUUAUUUUAGAACGGACGUCGUGACUGGAAAGAUUUUUACAUAUGACUCUUCAUGGACAGAAUGUUUAAGACUUAUUCGAAAUAUUAACCAACAUUGGAACGAUCGACCACGGCCAAAACCUCAACCAGAACUAUUUUAUAAGAUUGGCGAUCACAAGGCGUACAUUCUCAAAAAAUUCCCCAAUCUCCCUGUUCGAGUGCAUGCUACUGUGAGGUCAAAAGAAGAAUUGAAAAACAAUCCAGAUCUCAAGAACUUUUUCAUUUUCAGUGAAAGGAAACCACAUCAAUAAUAAACAGUUUUUAAACAGUAAAAACAGUUUGUGAAAAGGCAAAUGAACAGGAAAUAUACCGUGUAAAAUAAAAUUUACUCAGA